Molecule: messenger RNA, 1119 nt
Organism: Letharia columbiana
Lineage: Eukaryota; Fungi; Ascomycota; Lecanoromycetes; Lecanorales; Parmeliaceae
Exons: 3
Coding region: 1-1119 (372 amino acids)
Biological process (GO): protein folding
Molecular function (GO): Hsp90 protein binding
Source: RefSeq, a predicted model, not a curated record
AUGGCAUCUGUACGGUCUCAUACCGCAGAUGAAAUUGUACAGAUGAUGAACCGUACACCAUUGUUUAUGACUUCCCUUGAAAGCGCCGAAGGCGAAGACGGAGAGAAUGUGGAGCUUGAUGCUCUUCGAGCACUACAAUACGAAGGCACUCCAGCCGAGAUCGCCCAAGGCUUCAAAGAGCAGGGAAACGAGGUGGUCAAAAUGAAGCGGUGGAAGGAUGGGAAAGAGUACUAUACCAAGGGUCUUGCUGUGCUUGCGCAGAGGAAAAUGGUUCGCUCGCUCAGAUCACCGGAGGAGACUGGGGAGAAGCCUUCAAUUGCAGAAGACGAAGCAGAAAUAAGGAAGCAAAAGGAGCUUGAAGAAGCUUGCUACGUCAACCGAGCGCUUUGCAAUUUGGAGUUGAAAAAUCACCGAUCUACAACCCUCGACUGCGCAUCAGCCCUUCGCCUUAAUCCCAAGAACGUCAAAGCAUACUACCGCUCUUCUCUUGCUCUCUUUGCUCUCGACAAGCUUGCCGAAGCUUCGGACGCCUGUACUCGGGGUCUUACAAUUGACCCUUCAAACGCCGCCUUGAAGGGAUUUGCCACUAAGAUCGAGGCCCGGCACACAUCGCUGAGCGCCAUCGAGCAGAAGAAGCGGGAGCGCGAACAGCGUGCACAGAAAGAAAGGUUCAUGUUAAAGACUGCACUUCGCGCUCGCAACAUCCGCAUGCGCAAUACUGCACAGCCCCCCGAAAUGGAAGACGCAUCUAUUCACCUGUCACCAGAUCCAAUUGCUCCCACCAGCACCUUAAUGUUUCCAGUGGUGCUGCUCUACCCGCUCCACUUGCAAUCGGAUUUCGUUAAAGCCUUUUCGGAAACAGAUACAGUUCCCAACCACUUGGAGUACAUAUUUCCAUUGCCGUGGGAUGAGAAACACGAGUACAUGCUUGGAUCUGUGGAAUUCUACAUGGAGACUGGCAGCGGAGGGUUGAUCAAGGUGGGCAAGAAAGUGAGUCUGGGGAAGGUGCUAGGAAGUGAUGGCAUGGAAAUCGUGGACGGCAUUGUAAGAAUCAAUGUACUGCUCAAGGCGAGAGCAGCUGGAUGGAUCGAGGAGUUGAAAGUCAGGAAAGCUUCUUAA